AUGUCAAGUGAAUAAAAAUGACUUCAAAAUUAUUCUUAUAGGUUCAUAAGAGUAUUAAUUUGAUUUUCAAUAUUUAGGGCUGGUAAAUCAAAUCUUGUAAAUCAAAUUACGAAAGGAAAACUUCUUGAUAAAUAUGAGUAUACUAAAGGUAUCGAUGGUCAUGUAAAACUAAUAAUACUUGAUAAUCUGGAUAAGAAACUUAUUAAGAAUCUAUUCACAAAUAUUAUUAGGAAAUAGAUUGUUGUGUUUUAGUUUAUGAUCUCACUAACUAUGAAGGAGUAAAACUUAAUAGAGAUAGAUGAAUACUUUUUUUUUAAUUUUUUGCCAGAAGCUCAAUCAAACUUUCCUGUUAUUUUAGUAGGAACAAUAUUGGAUUUAAUACAAAAAAAAAUGAUGAAAAAUAGAUAAAUUUAUAAAGAAAUGUAUAGUCUAUUUAAGUGUCAUUAAAAGACAUAAUCUCUGUUUAAAAGAUUUUACAAACUAUUAUUAUCUUACUGUGAAAUAGGAGCAUCAAAAAUUAAAAUAAUCAGAAAGCGCUACUUCAAAUCUUACUAGCAAAGAUUUUACAUCUGUAUUGGAUGA
Paramecium pentaurelia is the source of this 582-nucleotide messenger RNA. The record is from the annotation of a GenBank genome assembly. NCBI's taxonomy places the organism in Eukaryota, Ciliophora, Oligohymenophorea, Peniculida, Parameciidae.